Phymastichus coffea is the source of this 3487-nucleotide messenger RNA. It is a transcript of the gene lovit, whose product is annotated as proton-associated sugar transporter A. The transcript is spliced from 10 exons. The record is from RefSeq and is a predicted model, not a curated record. NCBI's taxonomy places the organism in Eukaryota, Metazoa, Arthropoda, Insecta, Hymenoptera, Eulophidae. Gene Ontology annotation, cellular component: membrane. Gene Ontology annotation, molecular function: sucrose:proton symporter activity. Bases 254 to 2152 code for a protein of 632 amino acids.
UUGAACGCCAGUCGAGCGACGAGCGUCGAACAGGGUGCUCGUGCUCUCUCUCUCUCUCUCUCACACACACACUUAUUUUAUAAUAAUUAUCAAACGAAGCCGAAAAGCAACUAUGAAGUUUACACGAGAACAUUGCAAGAACCAAACUCAGAAAAUUCAGCGCUGACCAAACCGUAACCGGAUAAUAUCAAACAAACAAUAGAGAAAAUUGAAAAGAGAAAAGAUGGUGAUAAAAAAAGUGUGAGAGUAAACGAUGGCGGACAAGUUGCACGAGUACGAGGGUUUGUCGGGUCGGGUUCACGGGAUUCGCGACAAGGCCCGCGAGAAGUGGGAUGAGUGGAAGGAGUUCAAGAGCGCGAUACCUACCGACCGAGGCCUCGAAGGAGUGAUAAGCCACCUCCGAGGACCACCCAAGCUCGAACGCACCCUCGACGACUAUGCACACCUUUACAGGAGGAAGACGCGAUGGGAGUUGGUGCGAGUGUCAGCUGCGGUGAUGGGUAUCGAGUUCUCGUAUGCCGCAGAGACGGCCUUCGUCUCGCCGACGCUACUGAAGAUCGGCGUUGAUCACCAGCACAUGACAUUGGUCUGGGCGCUGAGCCCGUUGAUGGGCUUCUUCGUGACCCCGAUACUUGGCAGUGUUAGCGAUCGCUGCCGGCUCAAGCAGGGACGUCGCAGGCCCUUCAUACUACUUCUCGCUAUCGGAGUGUUCAUCGGAUUGAUUCUGGUGCCGAAUGGCGAGUCGAUGGGUUACGCCUUCGGCGACACUCGUUCCAAUUUCACAGCAGUACUCGGUCAUCGGACAACAGCCAAAGUCGCCACGACCAGUAGCUUGCCGCCGCCGUCGCCACCGAGCUCGCAUCCCUGGGGCAUAUUUUUCACCAUUCUCGGUACAGUGUUGCUUGACUUUGACGCCGAUGCUUGCCAGAGCCCAUCCCGAGCUUAUCUACUUGACGUUACCCUGCCAGAGGAUCACGCCAGAGGUCUAAGCACAUUCACAAUAAUGGCAGGCUUGGGAGGUUUCAUGGGUUACGGUUUGGGUGGCAUCAAUUGGGACGCCACUGCUAUCGGCAUAGCAUUAGGUGGCCACCUGCAUGCUGUUUUUACUCUCAUCACCAUCAUCUUUGUCUUUUGUGUCGCCAGUACACUCACCAGCUUCAAAGAGAUACCACUUGACUUCUUAGAAAGCGACGCGUGUAGACAGCAAUUGCAGCAAAAGUUGGAGGACGAGCGGCGGGAGAAUGAAAAGGAAAAAAUCGCUGGCGACGAUUCCCAUUCUUACGGAACACUCGGAAAUGAAUCGGAAAUUAACAGUGACCAAGUUGAGGAAAUUCCAAUGAAGCCUAUGCCGGAGGAAACGAUUCGCAAACCUGGCGGAGUGCCAUUGAUCCCAGAUGUGCAGCCAACUAUCGAGGAUGGCUACGCAUCUUUGAAUGCCGAAGGGGCAGCCAAUCCAAAAGCGACGAUUCGCGAAUAUCUGACUUCUAUAAUUUACAUGCCGCACAGUAUGAGAAUGGUGUGCCUAACUAAUUUGUUUUGCUGGAUGGCACACGUGUGUUAUUCGCUUUAUUUCACGGAUUUCGUCGGUGAAGCGGUCUACGACGGCGAUCCUAAGGCUCCCGAAGGAUCGAUAAAGCGUGAAUUAUACGAAUCUGGGGUGAGAUUUGGUUGCUGGGGAAUGUCCAUGUACUCGUUGUCCUGCGCCUGCUAUUCCUUGGUUAUCGAGAAGCUUAUUGAACGAUACAAGGCAAGGAAAGUUUACAUUUGCGGCCUAUUGUUUUACAGCUGCGGUAUGAUGUUGAUGGCUUUGACGAGACACCCGGCUAGUGUCAUUAUAUUCUCAUGGACUGCUGGUGUCAUGUAUUCGACGCUCUUCACUAUGCCGUAUUUGUUGAUCGCACAUUAUCAUGCUUCCGGCACAUUCGAAGUGACAGCCGAAGGAGAAGCCAUUCACGCGGAAGGUGUUCGUGGCCUUGGAACAGACGUCGCUAUUGUUUCGUCAAUGGUGUUCCUCGCGCAGUUUAUGCUAUCCUGUUGCCUCGGCACUAUCGUCCGUAUCGUAGGCUCUACUACUGCAGUCGUAUGCGUCGCCAGUACACUUGCCGCUUGCGGCGCUCUUUCCGCCACUCAGAUCAUGUAUCUUGAUCUGUAAUUACCAUGACAAUGUAAAUGUACUUUUGACAAUAAGAUUGAACUUUCAAUGUAACUCUGUAAAUUUCAUUUGAACUUAUCGGUCAGACGAUUCGCGAAAAUCCUAUUGCAUUUGCAGAAAUAACAUUUUCGUAUGAUGGCACGUCCGAAUUUCCGGUAUAAUUUUGCUACACAUCAUUGUCAAUAAUUUUUAUUGAGUUCUGUGUAUGAAAGCAAUUGUCCAGCAUUGCAAAAAAUAUGAAAUGUUCAUCAAAAAGCGUAUAUUAUAAAUAGAAUAAUUUUCUCACGAUAAAAAAUUUUCAGAAUUUGGAAUAAAUUUGUAUCGCAAUAUUUAUAUCACGACAAAAAAUAAAAUUUUGAAUUUGGAAGAAAUUUAUAUCGCACACGAUAAAACCAAAUCAAUAAUUCUAAUUAACACGAUGGAACUCAAUCAAAGAAUGCCUUUGAAAGAGUUUGAUAAAAAUUAAUGAUUUUUAAAGGGAUGAGUCUUCCCAUAUAAAUAUUAGUUUCUAUUCAAGCAAUAUUUCAUGUAUAAUACCGUUAAACAUCUUCCGCAAAAGAGUAGAUAUUUUAUUUAAAAAUGUACGAGCUUAGCUCAACAGAUUAUACUACUCACGCGAUUCACUGAAAAUAUUCAAGGAAAUCGAAUUCGGACGUCCAUGUAUUUAUUUAUGAGCAAAUUUGAGGUGUGCUGUGUUAUGCUACGAAUUUAUAAUUAUUGUAUUAUAUAUUUUCUUAGAUCGCGAAGACACUGAAAAGGGAUAAAGAAAAACGUUUUGUUUUUCUCUAUAUCGUUAUUUAGUUUACCAUAAGAAAUGAAUCACAGAUUUCCCGGAGAUAAGAGAUAUGUUUAUUUUAUUAGACAAAAAUACUAAUUAGUGAAAGAUUUGUCUGAAAAGCAUAGUCGUAAAAAAUACGUCUAUAGAAAAGUUACUUUCGUCAAUAUUUCAUAAAAAUUGUGUUCGUGAUAUAUUUAUUUGAAAAAUGAGAAGUUAUCAGCGUACAAAUUAAUAUUGUUAUCAUUAUCGUCAUCAUGUAUGCCAAAAAAAUUAUGUCGGACGAAAUGAUGUAACACGAGAGGAUAUUCAUGGGUAUACAUGCAUUUAUUUAUGCAUAUGUGUAAAAUGUAAAUAUACAAGUAGUCCUGAAUUGAAUCGGAAUAAAGAAAUGUAUUCUUCGUACUUUGAAAAGUUCAUUUAUUUCAAUAGUGAAUAUAACAACUACAAAUCUCGUAGUAAGUGCAAUUACUUUAUUUAUCGCACGUUUUAUAAUAUAUAUUUCUAAUUAAAGUCAUAAAUCCGUCGUCAUAAUCACACCAUCACCCUGUAAUUUUUUU